GCAUAGUAAUUUACGAUACUCGGAUGUAGCCACACCACUUGAUCGCACCACCUGAUCGCACCACCAUGAUCUCUUCACUCGACAAUUCGAAGGCAACCGAAGCUCGCUCCUCUUCUCCUCUGUAGACUAUGGCUCUCCGCGUCCUCUCGCAGACACUCCGUGCACGUGCUCUCAAGUCGGCCACCCCUGCGGCCUGGCGCGCGACCUCGCAGCGCCCCGCGGGUCUCGCCUUCUUCUCGACCAAGUACACGCCGCAACACGAGUACGUGACGCUCAACGGCAAGGAGGGCACCAUCGGAAUCACCGACUUUGCCCAGAACUCGCUGGGCGACGUCGUGUACGUGGACCUGCCGUCGGUGGGCGACAAGUUCGCCAAGGGCGACGUUUUCGGUGCCGUGGAGUCCGUCAAGGCUGCCAGCGACGUGUACACGCCCGCUGCGGGCACGGUUACGGCUGUGAACGAGGUGAGAGCAGUCGCUGAUGCGUCUGUGAAAGGAUAAUGUUAAUAACUGAUGUUGUCAUUGCAGGACCUGGCUGAGAGCCCCAACCUCGUGAACGACGAGGCCAUGACCGGCGGCUGGUUCAUCAAGCUCGAGCUUGACGACGUGUCGGACCUAGACGACCUGCUGGACGAGGCUGCCUACAAGGAGCACUGCCAGAACGAGGAGCACUAAACUGUUCCAGGCUGCUGAUCUCCACCAGCACCACAUGUAGCUGCUGCACAUUCGCAGCCUUAAAAUACUAGACCCCAUUUUCUCAUGGACACCAUUGCAUUC
Molecule: messenger RNA, 776 nt
Organism: Phytophthora nicotianae INRA-310
Lineage: Eukaryota; Oomycota; Peronosporomycetes; Peronosporales; Peronosporaceae
Product: glycine cleavage system H protein, variant
Exons: 3
Coding region: 129-500 (123 amino acids)
Biological process (GO): protein lipoylation; glycine decarboxylation via glycine cleavage system
Cellular component (GO): glycine cleavage complex; mitochondrion; cytoplasm
Source: RefSeq, a predicted model, not a curated record